This is a messenger RNA of Nasonia vitripennis (jewel wasp), 3196 nucleotides long. RefSeq names its product pancreatic triacylglycerol lipase-like. Lineage: Eukaryota; Metazoa; Arthropoda; Insecta; Hymenoptera; Pteromalidae. The transcript is spliced from 5 exons. Bases 2070 to 3086 code for a protein of 338 amino acids. Gene Ontology annotation, molecular function: lipase activity. The record is from RefSeq and is a predicted model, not a curated record.
GAAUGCGAGAGGCGCGCAGGUGGAGCGUGAUGCGGAAAGAGUGACACGGGAACGUUAUGAAGCCGAUGCGGGUGUGUAGGCGCAUGACCGAUUUUACGAACGAAUGGCUACGGGAGAGAAAUGCAGAGAAAGAUGUAUAAUUGGAGUGAUUGAGAGCUCGUGCGAGAGGACUUUUGUCUGUGUGUGUAUGUGUGCGUGUGUGUGUGUACAGUGCGAUGUUAAAGUAGUCAUGGGAAUGAUAUUAUGAUUCGCGGUGGGCAGGAGAGCUCUAUGCCGUUUUGCUCUCGCGGUUCGAUCCAGUGAGAGGAAUAGAGUGAUUUAUGAUGCAUCGCAUUUAUACGUCAUAAUACCGUGAUUUAGAUGUAGCGACGAUUUUUUGAAUCUAUUUAAUGAUAUAUGCGCGACGCGCGGGAUAUGACAAAUCGGAAAAUUAAUACGUGAAAAGCUGAAUGAAAAGCCAACUGACAGCAGCGAGGAAACUACUCACCCAAGGCCGCCGUUAAUAAACUGCCCGGCAAUUAGUGUUGGAGAAGCGAAAAGCUACGCGCUAGUAUUUAGACAAGCUUGCGGAAUAAAUUUAACUGCGUAAACUCUAUACGUCAAGAUCGCUGACUCUAUACGUCGAGAUCGCUGUCGUUCGCUAAAGCAAAAAACCUCUUUCAAAAAUGCAACCCGACUAAUUUAUUUAUACACCCCAGCGUUCUUUCGAUGCAAACGCACAAAUAUCCGCUUCCAAAUUCCUCUUCGCGAAUCUUCCGAGAAAAUCUCUUGCGUAACCUCUCUAUUUUCACCUGCAGCGAAGACUAUACGGAGAGACUGAAAGUGGCACAGAUAAGAUCAAACUCUACACCUCCACGUGCCGCAACGACGGCCACCCGCGCCAACGUCCACGAGGCGCGAGAAAGCGCCAGCCGUGUCACGUGUUUAUAAAUAGUGCUACACGGGGAUCCCGAACGUAAUGCAACGACGAAGUAGCGGCACCGAGAGAUUUACGAACGCGGGAGGCACCACUACACGCGCCGAGGCGUUGAACGCGGAACGGAAUUUGCGAGAGACGAGGCAACGGAGAGAGGCGGCGGAGAGAGAGGGUUCGGCGAAAAAAGCCACGGCGCGCUACUGUCCGCCCACGAAAAGACGACGAGCCCAUAGAUGUUUAAGUGGGUCUUUGUGUGCUAGCGAUGAAAGGGAGCGCUGAAAUAAAAGCUGCUGCUUUUUUCGAGGCACUUUUGGCUGUCGAGGAGCGGAAAUUUAAUUUGCGAUAAAAGCGAGCUUUUUUCUGCGACGAUUUUCGGAAACGAAAAUCUGUGUGUGCGUAUUUAUAGAGCCUCGAUUUCGAUAAAUAAACCAAUCCAACCUCCUACACAUUGCAUAACACGCGAGGGCCUAUUUUCGCCGAGGCAGGCGAAAAUUAGCCAGCGCGAUAGAGCUAUAUACUCACUCUCUAUCUCCGGGAAAUCCACACUUCUCACCCCCUUUAAAAUGCGUGUACCCGCACCAUCCGGCAACACAUCCGCGCGUUGCAUCGGAGGCCACAAGCCCGCGGCCGCAAAAAGGGAACACGACUCUCCGCUACGGAUAUGGCGAGGGCGGACAGCCGACGUAAAUAAUCUUGGACUCGCGCGGAAACGCUGGAUUAUCGCGUCGAGUUUUCACGCGAGUGUGUAUAUGCCUAGUGGCGCAAGCUUGUUGUCGGCCACUAAUUUUACGCUAAACGGCGAUCGAGACUACGCCUACCGCUACGCUCGGGAAAGAGGAGAUGCAAGCGUUGAACAGAUGUGUGCAUUCGUUGUGUGAAGCUUACAGAUUUCUUUGGGAUGUUUUGGCUGUUGUAAAAAAUUGGGUAUUGUAUAGGAAUGUGUUUAAACUAUUUUUGACAGAAUGGUUUUCUGACAACUUAAUUAUUUUGUAUCCAAACUUCUACGUAGAUUUAAUAAACAUUAACAAGUUUUAUUAUUAUUGGCGACUUCGUAACAUUAUGACGCUUUACCUUUUCCGGUUCGUCGAAAAAAUUGCAAUAUCAACAUAAAAUGUUGACAAGGUAAUCAAAUAUCGAAGACUACUGCUUUAAUAUGUUAUCAGUGAAAUAUAAUUUUAAUUUGCGUCGCAGUAUCGAUUCCACUUGUAACAGUAACUGCAGCAAAAUGAAACUUCAUUUUAUGAUACUUCUUGCAAAAUUUUACUGUGUCUUUUUACUGUUGCAAAUUAUCAAAGUCGACGAAUACAAAAAAUUCAUGGAUUUGAACCCCGCCAAUUUUUCUGAAGAGGACUCGAUCACGUCUAAUGAAUUAAACUCGACGAGUAAAAUUCGUGACAACAUAGUUCGAACUAGUAAAUCGGCAUUGAACUGUCUUGGUUUAGGAGACGUAUUUUCUGAAGCUUUGGAUUGGUUUUUAAAAAAAGAUUCAAACGGAACGAAUGCACUCAAGGUUAAAUUUUAUGCAAUUUCAAGAAAUAGCCCAAAAAGAAUAAUUAUUCAGCUCGGAGAGAAUUUCAAUUUGAAUAAUGUGAACUUUGAUAUCACGCGAAGAACUAUGCUCAUUACUCAUGGGUUUUUGGCGAGUGCGGAUGCGGAGUGGAUUUUUGAUAUGACAGAAGCUUUAUUGAAAUGGGAUGACGUAAAUAUUUUCGUCGUUGAUUGGAGCGAUGGAUCCAAUACCUGGAACUACUUUAAAGCCACCAUCAAUACAAGAACCGUUGGAGAUUAUAAAUUGCAACCGAACGUAAUCGAAAGCAGCAAAUACGGACCGCUUUACUUCAUGGGGCACAGUCUAGGCUCUCACAUAUGUGGUCAUGCUUCUAAGAAACUCAAGAGGCGAAAGAGCAAGUGGCUUGUGCAGAGAAUCACGGGAUUAGAUCCUGCUCAGCCGUGCUUCAAGAACUCGGACAAAUCGUUAAAACUUGACAACGAUGACGCACCCUUCGUCGACGUAAUUCACAUCAACGGUAGAGUUUUGUGGAAGCUUGGACUUGGGCUACCGUAUCCAGUCACGUCGAUUUUUAUCCUAACGGAGGAAAACUACAACCAGGCUGUUUUUUGUCCAAACCAUCGAUCUGGGAUUAUUUGCCUUUGCGAAGUGAAAAAAUAAAUGAAGCAAUAUGUAGUCACGGAAGAUCUUUCUUAUACUUCACUGACUCGAUUAUGGCUUCUAUGAGGGACUCUUGUAGUUUUUAGGCUCAUAAAUGGGAUAUGUCGUAC